AACGCAGGCCGACAGUGGAUGUAAUCAACGCGAGGAUUUUUCGUUCGUUGUGCGUCUCGUUUAAUGUAGGCCCUCCACUUGUUGUGUUUGUACCGUUUGGUUCCACCGUUCUUGGGAUUGUGUUUUCAGCGAGCGGAUCAUUUAAACUGAGUUGGCAGCACAGUGCAGCAACUUCAUGUGUCGUGUGAACUCGAACGUGUUUUGAAGCGCGGCCCUCGUGAACCCAACUUGACAAGAGGAUUAUUACGACCAAUCUGAACGCCAAUGACUGGGUUGUUUUGGCUUCGACCGUAGCCGGGUGCUCCGGCGAAGGAUUUGGCAAAUGGUUGUGCGUUGGGCUUGAGACGAAGUUUUCAAGACGAAGUUUGUUGACGUCGUCGCCGUUUACGAGCGUCAGUUGUGUGGAUCUCCGCGUCUCCCGACGAAGUCGGGGUGUAAAGUUAGGGGAGUAGUCAUCAUGCCCUGGAUUCUGCUUUUCUUCGUGCUGGCGAUAAUUGAAGCACUACCGGUGGAUGUGUCAUGUGUACGGCUAGCGGAUAUUUACUGGAACGCCACGAAUCCAAUCUUCCGGAUAGAUAACACGGAUCACAUAAUCGAUGUCAACAAAGGCAACAUCCCUUUCGAGUAUGACCAGGUCAACAUCAUCUGUCCCGUCUACCAGACAGGAACUCGAGAGGAGGACGUGGAACAGUACAUCAUCUAUAACGUGUCAAAGGAAGAGUACGAUUCGUGCCGCAUCACGAACCCGCAUCCGCGGAUCAUCGCCGUCUGUGAUAAACCCCACCAGUUAAUGUACUUCACCAUAACGUUUCGCUCUUUCACGCCGCAGCCAGGGGGCCUGGAAUUUCGGCCGGGUCAGGACUACUACUUCAUCUCGACCUCUACGGGAGACAUGGAUGGGCUCCACCAGCGUAUCGGAGGCCGCUGCGCAACGCACAACAUGAAGGUCAUCUUCAAGGUGUGCUGCGACCCGAGCAAGUCAGCAACUGCUCGCCCUCGCCUGAGCAGCAGCAGCUCGGCAACUCCAGUGCCAGGCCACCGACGCCAGUGGGGGGGACUUCCGGAACAGAACACGACCCGUGUGGUUCCGACUCCAGCGCGACCCGCGACGACCACCCCCCAUCGCUGGCUGGGGCCCCUCUUCCCGACCCCGCCGCCACCGCAGCUCCAGCCCAGGGGACCUGUGCGAAAAACGUACGAUGUGGCUGUUGCUGAUGGAAAGAAACCUUCAAAGAAAUCGGACGACCGCGACAAGCUGCCAAACGAGACACGAGCCAAGAAUGAAGAGCUGGUGAACAGCCAAACGUGCCUAGCUGCACGAGCACCAACGUGGCUGACGUUCCUGGCCACGACGCUAGGCGCCCUCUGGUAUCGCCGCACUGUACUACUCCAGCCCACAAGAUGAAACAGAGCUGAGCAGAUGCGAUAGAAGUUCAACACGAGCUUUUUUUCUGCUGCAGAUAAACUGUGUCUUGGCUCCACAAUGCAGCAGAGCGAAGCAGACGGCAGUUUAGGUGUGAACACAUUAUUUAAGGGAGAAAGUCGAGAAAUUGUCAACAUCGGCAGGAGCGUUGUUGCCACCGAAGACUAUUUUAGCCUUGUCUCGGCACGUCGGUUAAGCGGACACGGACAGUGGUGUGUGUGUGUGUUUGUUAGUCUCACGUCCGCUGACAACAGACUCGUGGCGCAGUUAGCCACCUGUGGUCGUCAACAUCAUCUGGUCAAUCAUCGUCUCUGUGUUGAAGCCACGGUGGAUAUGAGGGGACACACCCGGACACGCUUUUCUUGUGUUUUCUUUUUUUUUUUUCGCCCAAGGGACAACUGGUUUGGGCGUUACUCUGCAUUUGUAAACUGGAAAUGGUCAACCAUACAUGCCAUAUUUGUUCAGGUUGUAAUGCCUUGUAUCCAAGAAGAGGCUCUUUGUACAUUGGCGUUGCACCUUUUGUAUGAGGUUUCAUUCGGUCUGAGCCGCUGAAGUGUUGUGGUGUACAGCUGUACUUCACUAAAUUGAGACUGAUGAUGUCACUGCACGAAAAAAAAAAAUUGCCUUGUUAUAAUUGAGUUUUUUUGGGAGUGCGAUCUUUGUGCAACUUAGCUUUGUUUUCAAGCCGGACAACUGCGUGCGUACUUGAGCAUAAACGUAUGUCGUUGCGAGUGGAGCAAUUGGAGCAAUGUGUCGUGAGAGAGGAAUAUUCACUGUAUAGUAACAGAACAACUGCACAACCUUUCCCCUUUGUAAACAGCACUUCACAUAUAGUAAUUUUAUGGGCAUGAAAGGCAUCUGGACGACUGAGAGAGUGAACGGAUCUUCAUGGCAGGACGUUGUUACUUUCCUGAAUUUUCAGCCAGUAAGGCAAUACACACACACACAUUCAUUGGGAUGAACAAGCCUUGUUUUGAAUCCACCAACAAAAGUCCCGUAAGGAGGUAUAUUGCCAAGACCGAUGGCAAAAAUAUUUUUCAUUCACAACAACCUGUAGAUGAGCAGCAUCCAUUCUGUUGUUCAUGCCGUACUACACAACAGUAAAUUGCGCUGGAAAUUGGAGAUUUACAACGUCCUGCUUAUGUCGGGAUGUCUCGGUGACAGCGAAGCAGAAUCGCGUAAUUAUUCACUUAAAUUAUCGUCACAGCAUAACAAUGCUUAUUCAACCUUGCUGGUGCGAAAUUAUCUUUUAACCACCAAAACAGGCUUCACGGAAUUAUAUCAAAAUUUUGGAAUCUGGUGAAAGCUAGGUGCAUAUAAGUUCGUAAUGUCCUUCACAAACAAGGCAGCCCUACGCGCAUUUAAAAGAAGUCUAUUGACAUAGUGUCUCAGAGCACAAAUGUGACGCACGUGUGUAGGCUACUAAGUUUCCCAUGGGUGCUCUCCCCGUGAUGCUCUCACGCAGGAGUGUUUCAUCGGGAACACCCCCUUGUGUUUACAGCACCUGAAGAUCAUGUGCACUUGUGAUAAUAGGAGUUAGAGCAGCUGUUAUCUAUAUUUCGCGUCUUCAUACAAAUGCAGAUACACUGUCGUGGACCACUCCUACCCGUGCCAAAAUAACGCGCGAAGCAAAAAAAAAAAUGCCAUUCAAAUUAUCACAGCUGGGAUGAUUGUGUGUGUGCCUGUAUGUUGUGUUUGUACAAGUGCCUUAAUGUCUUAGCUAGGUCAUAGCCUUGCAAUGGAAAAAACAACGGAGGAAAGAACGUAACGUAGCUUCCCAGAGGGUUAACCGUGGCGUUCUCACAAUUUUUUUUUUUUUACUUGGUUGCUCAAUGUUGCACGUAUGUUUCAAUAUCCGUAGGAGUAUGCUUUCUUGGCUUGUAGUCAGGCGUCGCAGUCUCUAUAGCUUUAGUUUCUGGAGAAACCACUCUUAUCCUUCUGGAGUUUCGUACAUUGAACAGCAAGUUUGAUGAGUGAAGAAAAUGAGCUUAAAGAUGUGUUCUGUCUCUGUUACAAUGCAGCAACAUCUUUGCCCUUAAUGCUGCUCUGUCUCCGCACUGAGAAAAUUUACGUUAAUUGAAAGUAACGCAUCGAGUCAACCAUUCUCUGUGGUGCCAGACUAACUUUUCGUCCAAUUUCUUGAACGUUUUUCUGUUCCUGAAAUUGUGUAUCGGAAAUGUAUCUUUCAAUCGAAUCAUAUUGUGUUAGCACGCAGCACAUUCUGUGCUUGGAGCCAUUUUUAUAAAAGUCCUUAAAAUGUUGCCUACACUUGUUUUUAGAUCCCGCUCGCACAAACAUUAGGGGAAAUCUUCAGUGCUCUCCUCAGUAGCUUUGCCAGUACCUUACGAACAAGUUGCACUGAGGACAUUAUAGCGUCUAACUGAAGCAUUACAAAAGCUACUGAGGACACCGCUGAGGAAUGUCCUCAACAUUUGUGCCAGCGGACCCAGGUGUUCGAGUGCAUUUAUGAACAUUGAUUCAGCAUUCUCUGUGCAAGUUGAUGACAGUAUGUGUUUGGUUUGUAUGUGCAAGGCAUUUACUGAAAGUGGAGAUAACAGUUACUGUUCGUCCUGAUUCAAAAUUUACUACUUAUGAAUGGGCAAAGAGAAGUCAGACUCCACCAGACACAAUGGUGUCAAUUUUACUGUGCCAGUGUCUCCAAUGCAAUUACCGAUGUCAUAAAGAUUUAGGUUGUGGUUU
This is a messenger RNA of Ornithodoros turicata, 4123 nucleotides long. RefSeq names its product ephrin-B2a-like (gene Ephrin). Gene Ontology annotation, molecular function: ephrin receptor binding. The record is from RefSeq and is a predicted model, not a curated record. Gene Ontology annotation, biological process: axon guidance; ephrin receptor signaling pathway. The transcript has 6 exons. Bases 458 to 1405 code for a protein of 315 amino acids. Gene Ontology annotation, cellular component: plasma membrane. Lineage: Eukaryota; Metazoa; Arthropoda; Arachnida; Ixodida; Argasidae.